Acyrthosiphon pisum (pea aphid) is the source of this 662-nucleotide messenger RNA. RefSeq lists its product as uncharacterized. NCBI's taxonomy places the organism in Eukaryota, Metazoa, Arthropoda, Insecta, Hemiptera, Aphididae. The record is from RefSeq and is marked predicted.
AUCAGUCUUUCGUCUGUGUCCAGUCGCAAUCAUUCAACGUAGAAAAUCGAGUCAACUCACGAACAAAAUCACCAUGCAAUUCCAAAUGACUUUCGCAGUUCUCGCCGCGGCCAUGUGCUUCGCCGCUGCCGCUCCCGCAACCGAAGAAGUCAAAUCGUCGGCUGCUUCGACGUCGGCCCAAUCUUCCGUUUCGGGCACCGAUCGUAGCAAACGGUUCGUGGCCAUCGCCGCACCGUACGCCGCUGCACCUUACGUGGCUGCCGCACCAUACGCCGCCGCACCUUACGUGGCCGCUUCACCGUACGCCGCUGCACCUUACGUGGCUGCCGCCGCCCCAUACGUGGCCGCUCCAUACGCCGCCGCCCCUUACGCACUUGCUUCCCCACACGCCGCCCCGUACGUCUCAUCGUACACCACUUACCCGUACGUAGCCAAGACCCUGGCUUCCCCGUACACUUACUACCCAUGAACGGACGCUUUCACUCGUGACUACUCUCAGCUAUAUUCGGAAAGAAGUACGACGUGAUGGAUUUUGCUGCCCCGUCGAGUUACUUUUAAAUUAAAUAACUUUAUAAAAAUAAAAUAUUGUUUAACCCUGAUUGGAAUGUAUUCAAAAAUAUGUCUUGUUGAAAUGUAAAUAAAAAUUUAAUUUUUUCCAAUGA